CAAAGAAAACGGACCGAAUACUAACAGUGUACAUCGGUAUAAAGUUAACUCUAAGGAACACGGGUGAAAGAAUGAUAGUCAUACCUAAAUUGAUCUGUAUCUUUGGGUUUCUUUGUAUGCUGUCGUUAAACUCGGCAUCGCAAUGGAAAGAAUUCACUGAUAAAGAAAAUUCAGAUGUGCAUAUUUUCUACGAACCUGAACCUUCUGUGUUCAAUGGCUGCGGUUGUCGUGAUGGUCAACCAGGACGCCCGGGUCGGGAUGGCAAGGAUGGACAAACCAUUGUUGGGCCUGCAGGAAAAGACGGGGUAAAUGGCGUGAAUGGUAGGGAUGGCAAGAACGGAAGGGAUGGAUCAAAGGGAGAGAAAGGGGAUCCUGGACCACCAGGGAAAGUUGAUCCUAAGGAACUGGAAGCUUUAAAAGCUCGAGUGAAUAUAUUAGAGGCAACGAUCACAGCAGUCGAGAAGAAAGCAAUGGAUGAGAUUGAAGAUGUAAGAGGUGCUUUUGAGCUGCGGGUCAAGCAUCUUGAACAGCUUAUAAAGAAAGUCAAUGCGACCAGGUCAAGGACACCAGGACCACGCGGACCAGUUGGCCCUGAGGGACCACAGGGGAUACGAGGAGCGCCAGGGUUGAAGGGAAAAGACGGAUCCCCUGGCAAGACUGGUGCUCAGGGGGCACGAGGUCCCAAGGGUGAACGAGGACCCCAAGGUUCGCCGGGAAUGGCUGGCUCCGAGGGCCCACGCGGAGAACAAGGUCCCAGGGGUCCACCUGGUGAAAAUGGCGCGAAUGCGUUACGGCAGUGUCGGUUUGGGAAAAGUAGUAACGAAGCAAAGCAGAAAUAUAGCAACUAUGUGUUCGUCGAAGCCAAAGCUUCUAUGAACUACAAGAUCAUCGGAGCGUCUUGCUCAACAAGGAAAAGUGCCGAAGGAAGCUUGUAUAAGUUAGAAAAUGGCCAAUACAUGUGCGCAUGUACCGGGAAAACCAAAGGAAAGUAUUCCUGGCAACUGGAUUCGCGUCGUAUAGUUCGUCGGGAUGAUGACGAUAAGGAUCGCUAUGAUUGCAUAAUCAAUUAUUGGGAGUGCCCGAUUGUUUAAGAAACAUACUUCAUGUAACAGGAAGGAUACAUAAAAAUAAACUUAAUUGAAAAUUGUGUUCAUUGGUACAUUAAGGAGAUUAAAGUCUUUG
This is a messenger RNA of Dendronephthya gigantea, 1182 nucleotides long. Its product is annotated as collagen alpha-1(XXIII) chain-like. Lineage: Eukaryota; Metazoa; Cnidaria; Anthozoa; Malacalcyonacea; Nephtheidae. The transcript has 7 exons. The record is from RefSeq and is a predicted model, not a curated record. Bases 72 to 1091 code for a protein of 339 amino acids.